Molecule: messenger RNA, 790 nt
Organism: Solenopsis invicta (red fire ant)
Lineage: Eukaryota; Metazoa; Arthropoda; Insecta; Hymenoptera; Formicidae
Exons: 3
Coding region: 152-736 (194 amino acids)
Source: RefSeq, a predicted model, not a curated record
GCGAGUCCUUCGUCUGCCAACUUCAUUGUGCCCGAAUGUAAACGCUGCGCAGUAAGCAAAUUUUUUUUUCAGUCACAUAUAUAUUUAGAUAAAUUUCAAGUGAGAUUUCCAACUUGCUGGAUGAUACAUAUUCCAACGAUUUAAUAUCAAAAUGUUUAAGCAACACAGAAUUAAAUCUCGUAAAAAAAUGUCUAGAAAUCAAUGUAAAAUCCAAUCUGUAGCAUCCAAUAACCAAUUUUCAACGUUAGAUGUCAAUAGCACUGCUUGCUCUACUAGGAAGUCGAAAUGUACCUUCUCGACAAUUUCAUCAGCGAUAUCCAAUAAAAAUUGCAAAUCUAUGCUAGUUAAACAGCCAAAACAAUUUAUUACUAAAGCGCCUAAAAAUGCAGCAGUGCAUUUUGGAAAUUUUUAUGGCCUUUCGGAUGAUGUAGAAAAAAGAUAUUGCGAUAAUUAUCUAAAAGAAGAAAUAGCGACGAUUAAAAAACCACAUCGCUUAGAGUUUACUAGGCAGAUGGUGCACAAAUUGGAGAGGGCAACUGACGCGGUAGAUUACAUGCGACAAGUGUCGGUUCUUCUAAGGAAGACAGUAGAACCACCCAAUUUCAGAUUGAAUCAACUUCUAUCUAAAGAUUCAAUUCCUAACGCAAGUCGAAGUUCCUCGGAUUAUCCACUUUGGUACAAAGAGCCUAAAAUAUCCUUAGUCUUCUCAAAUCCAAUCGCUCAACUUAAAGCAUAAUCAAUAAUCCUGAAAAAUAAUUUUUAAUAAAAUAAAUAAAAACGUUUUUUAAAA